AUGGCGAACCUCGUGGCGGGGGGCGUCAAGUCUCUGGGAGAGAUGAUCGCGGGGGACGAGUCCGCCACCGAGCAGGUCGCGCAGGCCUGGGGCUGCAUGGACACUCUGAACCCGUACAGUCGGCUCGAGAAGCCCACGCGCUUCGAAUCAGACCCGCCUGGUUGCUAUCGUCUCCGAGACAUGCCACUGAGAGACAUCGACAACGUGGUAAAAGUGAAGCACGUCGUGGAUUGGAUCAAGAUUGGAACGGAGUGCCAGGAGCUUCCCGACACAAGUGCUGUGGACAUGGUCGACAUCAUGCGCCGCGGCGACUACGCGUCCUUGCCGUCUCCGUUCAAGCCGAAGAAGGACACGGGAGAGCUGGCGUUCACAAUGCAGAUCUACGUUCUGCCCACCGACCCUGAUGGGGCGCAGUCUGUGCUGAAGUAUAUCAAGUUCGACGACCGUAUUCGCGUGGACUUGGUGAAAGAUGUGUUCAUCGUGGGCACGCCGCUGACGAUCCACUGGGGCCGCACUUCUGACACGAAGAAGGUUCGCAAGUUGUUCCACUUCAUGAUGGACCGCCUUGGGGGCGCGCAGUACCGAUACUUCGUGCAGCCGUCCGUGAAGAAGGCAGCUGAAGCGGGCACUUACGACAGGAUUGCUCGAACGGCUGGUUACGCCUUCAUUCGCGAUCAUGGACCACGGAGCAAUGCCCAGAACCAAUUCGUCGAGUGGACGGAUGAUCAGAUCCACCUCGAGAGCAGUCCGAUCUUCGGGUGGACGCCUGGGGAUGUCAAGGACCAGGCGGCUAAACGGACGCGCGGCGUAGAGCGCGUCCCCUUCGCGCUGGGCGCAGACCUGAUCGAGAGCUUGCGGAACUACGCCAACGGCACCGUGGGCGCGCGGACGUUGAUGUCGUGGUGCCACACUUUGAGGCAGUUCCAUCCGACGAUCCUGAACAACAUCAUUGCCCCCGCACUGCGCACUCACGAUGUGCAUUCGAUCAUGUGGAUCGGGAAGACUCGCGUCGGGAAGUCGUCCGCUUCUAAGACGACCUGCUUCGCCAUCUCGGCUUACCAGAUCGACAAGCACGGCCGCUCUGACCUGAAGCCGAGCGUCGUCACAUCCAAGAGGAUUGAUUUCUUUCGCCUCGAGCCAGGGAGCCUCUUCAAGCCCGCGAUUGCCGACGACGCGGUGAUGUCGAAGUGGGGCACAGACGACGUCAAGGCGUUCCACGACCCGGCCGAAGAGGACGCCUUGCUCUGGGCUCGAUGGGGCGGCGCGCAGUUCAUGAUGAACCAGGCGCGGCAAUCCUGCGUGAACGCCUACGACAAGGAUUUUGAGGCCCGAGACUCUUCAUUUGAAAAAAGGCACGCAGUGUUGCGAUGGCCUCUGGCCUGA
Messenger RNA from Prorocentrum cordatum, 1383 nucleotides. The record is from the annotation of a GenBank genome assembly. Lineage: Eukaryota; Dinophyceae; Prorocentrales; Prorocentraceae.